ACGUGUUUACCUCCAGUGUCGUGGUGUUACAUACAGUGGUGUUUAGGUUUAGUGUUAUAGACAGUAAUGAUGAUGUUGAGUCGUGUGUUAUAUAAAGUGGUGUUUAGUGUUCUAUACAGUGAUCUUUAGUGUUCUAUACAGUGUUGGUCUUGUGUGUUAUAGACAGUAAUGAUGAUGUUGAGCCGUGUGUUAUAUACAGUGGUGUUUAGUGUUCUAUACAGUGUUGGUCUUGUGUGUUAUAGACAGUAAUGAUGAUGUUGAGUCGUGUCUUGUCCUUUACUCGUCCUGGAGGUUCAGUAAAUAUCAGAAACACUCAGCCCUUCAUCUGUAACUCCACGUAUUUGUGUCAGAUCUCUUGGAGAAAGUUCGCUAAUGUUCCAAACCCAACAGGAGAAUUAGAUGAUGUCCAGUUUGGGGAUCAUUCUGGAAGCUUCUCGUCCAGGAUGAGUUACCUGAAGUCCUCUGCAGAGUUACAGGACUCUAAACACACAGACGCUGAAGUGGAGCAGGACGAACCGGACCCGAACUUCCGGCCCAGAACCAAGAGUAACACACCGUACUGGUACUUACUGCAGUGCAAAAAACUACUGAAGAAACACAAAUUAUCCGAGGCAUUGGCGCUGUUUGAGAUGGAGAUGCUGAAAGUGGAGCGACUGCAGCCGGAGGAAUAUAACUACACGGUGCUGAUUGGAGGAUGUGGACGAGCAGGAUACAUCAAAAAAGCCUUUAAACUUUACAAUGAUAUGAAGAAGCGAGGUUUGGAGCCAUCAGACGCCUCGUACACUGCUCUGUUCAACGCUUGUGCUGAGUCUCCAUGGAAACAGUCAGCUCUGGAGCAGGCGCUAAAGCUACGUCAGGAACUGAACAGGAAGAACAUCCCUCUCAACGCCAUUACCCAUCAUGCACUGCUCAAAACGCUGGCACGGGCCGGAGACCUGAAGGCUUGUUUUCAAGUGCUGCGGGAGAUGCUUCAGAGCAGACAGGCCAUCACACAAGAGACAUUUCAGUACUUGUUGAUGUGCUGCGUGGAGGACAAAGAGCAGGGCUUCAGACUGGCACUACAGGUUUGGCACCAGAUGCUUAGUGCUGGUAUAAAACCAGAUGCUCAGAACUAUAACAUCCUCCUUCGUGCUGCAAGGGAUUGUGGGAUUGGUGAUCCUGCCUUGGCUUCUACAUUACUCCUGAGGGGGAGGGAGGAGACACAGCUCACAGCUCAGGGUAAAGGUCAGAGGUCGAGGCUGAGAGAGAGGACCCGGUGUGACCCGGAGCCGUUAGACGUGGACGCGUUAGAGAGGCGUGUUCUGUCCGGCACGCCGUCUGAUCUCACGCAGUCGACUCUUCACUCGGACUCGACACAAACUCAGCCGAUUCCCGUUUCCUCGUCAUCACGUCUGACACUAGCGAUAAAAUCAGCGUCGACGUCGCAGUCAGUUCCGAACCUGCUGGACCCGAGUACCUGUCACUCAGACGUGGUCGCCUUGGCGACAGCAAGCACCGCGUCUGAUCGGCUGGCCCUGAUCGGAAACCUCGACGGCUUUCUGAACAAAAUGUUUAGCGAUGGCUUGAAGCCCAGCAUCAAGACUCUCACGCUGUUGGCUGACGUGACGGAGCCCAGCAGCCAAUCAGUACGCAGCCUGAUGGAUGUGGCCAAACAGAGCGGAGUCCGGCUGGAUGUGGGUUUCUUCAACACGCUCAUCAGGAGAGCUGCGAGAGCCGGAGACGUGGAGGGAGCCAAGGCCCUGAAGGCGCUCAUGCUGGAGAGGAAGCUGCAUGUAAACACUCAGACCUUCUGCAGCUUGGCUCUGGCCUGUCGCACACAGAGGGACGGACUCCAGCUCCUCACUGACAUGCAGGCCUGCAGUGUGAGAGCGAACGCUCACGUGUUCAGCGCUCUGAUUGGUCAGGCCACACGCCGUCUGGACUACGUCUGGCUGCACGAGCUGCUGCACCAAAUGCACCAGUUACAGGUUGCACCCAAUGAUGUCAUCAUCAAUCAGCUGGAGUUUGCGUCACGGUACCCGCCCACCUACGACCAGUAUAAAACCAAGAAGACAUAUUUGGAAAAGAUCAACGGGUUCCGUGGUUUUUAUAAGCAGUGGCUGGAGUUCAUGCCUGCACAAGAGACGCCGCCCCCCUGGGAGAAACAUCACGAACCUGAGACAGAGAUCCAGCAGGUCGGAGUGGAGUCACGUCGUGGGAGCGAUAAACCGAGUCGAGUCAGCUGAGCUGAUUCAUGACACGUCGAAUCAAUUAAAGUGUUUA
Messenger RNA from Tachysurus vachellii, 2262 nucleotides. It is a transcript of the gene ptcd1, whose product is annotated as pentatricopeptide repeat domain 1. Gene Ontology annotation, molecular function: protein binding; tRNA binding. Lineage: Eukaryota; Metazoa; Chordata; Actinopteri; Siluriformes; Bagridae. Bases 249 to 2225 code for a protein of 658 amino acids. The record is from RefSeq and is a predicted model, not a curated record. The transcript is spliced from 8 exons. Gene Ontology annotation, biological process: tRNA 3'-end processing. Gene Ontology annotation, cellular component: mitochondrial matrix.